Messenger RNA from Condylostylus longicornis, 1634 nucleotides. Its product is annotated as mitochondrial basic amino acids transporter. Gene Ontology annotation, cellular component: mitochondrion. The record is from RefSeq and is a predicted model, not a curated record. Lineage: Eukaryota; Metazoa; Arthropoda; Insecta; Diptera; Dolichopodidae. Gene Ontology annotation, molecular function: high-affinity L-arginine transmembrane transporter activity. The transcript has 4 exons. Bases 227 to 1273 code for a protein of 348 amino acids. Gene Ontology annotation, biological process: mitochondrial L-ornithine transmembrane transport.
CAAAAAUUAAUUUUAAUUUUAAAUUUUUAAUUUAAUACUUUCGUAUAAUUCGAUAUUUUUGUUAUAAUAAAACAAAAAAAAAAUAAAGAAAAUAAAUAUUUUUAAUCCGUUUAAGGAUCUAUACUAAAGACUGAUAUUAAGUGUUAUUGUUAAUCAUUGAGAAAUAAAAAGACAAAAUUUUUAAUAAUUUAUUGUAAGUGGAAAUUGAAUUGCCAAGAAUUAUUCAAUGGCUCUAGAUUUUGUAGCUGGCUGUUUGGGAGGUUGUGCUGGUGUUCUUGUUGGUCAUCCAUUCGAUACAGUUAAAGUUCAUCUUCAAACACAGGAUGCGAAACGACCAUUAUACAGUGGAACAUUUGAUUGUUUCAAGAAAAUUGUUGCCAAAGAUUCAUUUGGAGGUUUAUAUCGUGGUAUAACAAGUCCUUUAUCAGGUGUUGCUCUUGUCAAUGCUAUUGUAUUCGGUGUUUACGGAAAUGUUCAAAGAAAUUCAAAUAAUCCUGAAUCAUUGAAAUCGCAUUUUAUAGCUGGUUCAUUAGCUGGUUUAAUUCAAAGUUUAGUAUGUUCUCCAAUGGAAUUAGCAAAAACACGAAUUCAAUUACAAGCUGAUGUUGCCGGAGCUAUAAAACAUAAAGGACCUUUACAAUGUUUAAAAUAUAUCCGAAAAACUGAAGGUAUAAGAGGAGUUUAUAGAGGAUUGGGUAUUACAGCAAUGAGAGAUGUUCCUGGUUUUGCAAGCUAUUUCGUCUCAUAUGAAUUAAUGAUGGGAAAAUCAGAAAAUCCAUCAGCUUUUCGUACAUUAAUGGCUGGUGGUUUAGCUGGUACUGUAUCAUGGAUGUUAACAUUUCCGAUUGAUGUUGUAAAAUCAGCAUUACAAGCUGAUGGUAUGAAUGGUACAUUAAAAUAUAAUGGAUUAUUUGAUUGUAUUAGAAAGGGAUAUCAAGCUGAAGGAUAUUCAUUUUAUUGUCGAGGAUUAGCAUCAACUUUGUUGAGAGCAUUUCCAAUGAAUGCUGCAUGCUUUUUUGUUGUUGCUUGGAUUAUGCGUAUGGCACAGAAAGUCAAUUUAAAUUUCGAUAUUCAUCCAGUAGAACCAUUAGCUAUUGGUGUCGGUUCAACACCAAUCGGUUAUCCAAGCCAUUAUAAUGCAUACCAUCAAGAAAUUGAACACAAACGAAAAAGAAAUUUCAUACGAUGUAUGGUAUUUCUUGGAGCUUUUAGUGAAGCAGUUUGUGAUACAGAAAUCAUUGAGUUGGUUAAUGAAAAUAGAGAAUUGAAUUAAUUUUUAAUUAUAAGAGUAGAAAUUAAAAAUCAAAAGAAAAUUAUGUUUAAAUAGUGUGUAAAAUAAAAUUAAUAUAGCUAUAUAGAGAUAUAUUUAUAUAAAGAAAAAGAAAAAUGAAAUUUUUCUAAAAGAAAAUGAUAAUUUAAGUGAGAUUAUGUACAAAGUACGCAUGCAAACCAAGUGUAUAUUUUUAAAUAUUAUUUUUAAGAUUUAUGUUAGGAGGAUUAACACAUAGGAUAUAAAAGUAAAUUUAAAGAAAAAAAUACUCAAAAUUAUAUUUUGAUAAUUUUAUGAAGAUUUUUAUAUGUUACUGUUAUUAUAUUUAUAUUUAUUAAAAAUAAAAUGAAGUAGUACAAAGUAA